AUGGCAAGAACACAGGCAGCCCUCCGAAAAUGGCUCUACCUCCGGAAAUUCCUCGCGUCCAGCCCCACGACAAUUAAUUUGGCUCGUAACAAUGGCCUCAUUCCGUGCGCAAACUUACUCCAAGCCGGAGACCUUGGAGUACACAACGCGCGACCAUUUCACAAUACCUCAUCGAAGCAAGCGAAACCACGCCCCGCACCCGCCGCGAGGCGAGCCAGGGAGCACGAGAGACAGAAUGCAGUAUUCCAGGCUACCUGGCACGCUGGACGGCGGGCGGAGAAAGGUAUUGAUCAUACAGGCAUGUUCUAUGAAUGUUUGAGCAAUAUCAAGCCAGAAUAUGUCGGGAAUGUUGAGUCGAUGGUAGCAAAGCAUGAAACAGAGGCAAGAUGGGCGUAUGCAGCUGCCACCAAGGAUGGUUUGAUUCCCAGUGCGAUUAGUGAGAGUACAUACAAAGAUGUGGGUACGCAGUUGAUCAGAGCGGCAUUUGCAACGGAGCCGGAUAGGCUUGUUAUUCGGAAAAUUUCAACUGAUGUCGAUGCUGUUUUUCGUAUUGGGUGGAUGGUCACCGCUGAUAACCGAUUCCUUCGCGGCUGGCUGAUUACGGCGUGUGCAAUGGCUAACGCUGCUCUUCCGUCCGUGAUUUCUGCGCGGUGUUCGUUCACGGAUACAUCUGUACCGUCGAGGAACAACCCUCAGCUCGAUGUACUGUUUGAUCUUGCGAAGACGGGAUACCCUCCGGCUUUACUAUUGCAAGCGAAAGUCAUGUAUCUGCGAGGGGAGUACGAGUCCGCUGCUGAGCUUUUAGAGGAAAAGGUGCUACCGUAUAUUUCCCCAACGGCACGCAAACCCAUGCCAUUUGAGGAUAUCGUUCUAGGCGGCUUGCUGGAUGAUCCGUACAGACUAUACGCGCUAGUCCAGGCAACACUGGGUGAGUUGGACAACUCCCAGGAACACCGCAACAAAUCAGACGAAGCCAUCCGGACCGCAGCACUGGUGUAUAACGACCCCACCGCGUUAAUGGAAUAUGCGUCUCUCAUGAUGAACCAGAACAACCUGGAGAAGUACGAAGAAUGCAUGUCCAAAGCCGCCACCGCGGGCAGUGGGGAAGCCUGUCUAUAUCUCGCAAACUUCUACUACCUCACCCACCAAGGCCUAUACCCAACGCGCGGUGAACAAAAACCCACAAAAGCCAACCCCCAUCCUGCAGCGAACUGGAAACCUAUCGAGGUCAAUACUAAGGUUGAACUCGAUCCCAUCGCAAAGCUAAGCAGUUGGCAGUCUAUCAUGAAAAUGGUAAAAUACUCAUUUAAUCGUUCCAUGAGCCGCGCUGACUACCACCGGCUUGCGUAUGAGUGGUAUAGUCUCGCCAAUGGCCACGGUGAACACAGGGCAACGUUCAUGCGCGCUCUUUUGGCGCGGGAACUGGACCUGGUGCACGAUGGGCGGGUUAUGUUGGAGUUUUUUACAGAAUUUUCGGAUAUCGAGCAGGAUCCUAUGUAUAAGAGGAAGUUGGCGGAGUUGAAGGCUAAUUGGUAUAAUAAGGAGUAUGAGCCAUCAGUGCCGAAGAGGUUGUUACCUGUACGAUAG
Messenger RNA from Penicillium pulvis, 1587 nucleotides. RefSeq lists its product as uncharacterized. Bases 1 to 1587 code for a protein of 528 amino acids. Lineage: Eukaryota; Fungi; Ascomycota; Eurotiomycetes; Eurotiales; Aspergillaceae. Gene Ontology annotation, molecular function: protein binding. The record is from RefSeq and is a predicted model, not a curated record. The transcript has 2 exons.